Exophiala spinifera is the source of this 1917-nucleotide messenger RNA. RefSeq lists its product as uncharacterized. The transcript has a single exon. The coding region runs from base 1 to 1917 and encodes 638 amino acids. The record is from RefSeq and is a predicted model, not a curated record. NCBI's taxonomy places the organism in Eukaryota, Fungi, Ascomycota, Eurotiomycetes, Chaetothyriales, Herpotrichiellaceae.
AUGGCAAACUUGCUUCACGACUUUUAUACGGGCGGCAAUCACUGCUGUGGGCUGAUAGCGACCUCACGCUCACUGCCGGGCUUCAACAUGCUUCGACUCAGUCGCCUUUCUUUCGUCGUCGGAGCCUUCGUUCUUGUCCUACUGUACGAGUCGCUGACUUAUUUUCGGCCCAGCGUUCUGGGUAAUCAGACGUUGUCCGACUGGUAUUCAUCCCCAGCCGGCGGCACUUCUGCAAGUUCGAGUCCGAUAGCUCUUUUAAUCGCCGAUGCGGACAAGGCUUUCGAUGCCUUAGUAGCGAAGCGUUCGGAGACCCUCGAGGAUGCUGCAAACGCAUAUCGCCAGCGCCGAGGAAGACAUCCACCUCCAGGUUUCGACAGGUGGUUCGAAUAUGCAUCGAGAAACGAUGCUGUUAUCGUCGAGGAAUUUUUCGAUCAAAUCUAUCAUGAUUUGGAGCCGUUUUGGAGCGUUUCACCUCAUGACAUGCGUGCGAAAGCCCGCAACCUCGGUAUGCAUGUGCGCGUGCAUCAGCACAAGGCCGAAGCCGACACUGGCUGGUUCUGGCAUGUCAUAUGGGCCAACAUGAUCGACGAAGUUGCGCAUCUGCUUCCCGACAUGGUGAUCCCGCUCAACGCCAUGGACGAACCUAGGAUUAUGGUUCCUUUCGAGGAAAUCAACGCUCGAUUGGAGAAGGCAAGGGAGUUUCGAGUCUUGCCGCACCAUGACAAAGUCUCUGAUGUCGUCCAAGGGUGGUCUGAGGCUGCAGAGCCGGGAGAGCCACAGUCGGAGAUCGAAUGGUCCCAAUCUGCUCCUUUAUCUUUCGCACGAGCCGCUUGUGAUUUGAACAGUCCCUUGCGAGCAGAGCCCAAUAUGCUUCAUCGGGCCAUGGCAUCUAAAAAUGAUCAACCGAGACCUCAAAGCUUCAUGGUCGGAGGCUUCGUGGGCAACUGGACCCUGGCCUCGGAUUUGUGCCAAGAUCCGAGCAUCGGCGCAUACCACGGGGCAUUAACCAGCCCUUUGACCAAAUCAACCAGCCAAGAACUGCUGCCAAUGUUCGGCGGUUCCAAAUUUGCCGUCAAUAAUGAUAUUCUGAUUCCUGCCCCCAUGACCUGGAAUGGUAAUGAAAAUUUCGAGUCCGAAGACCCUCAUCUUUGGUCCUCCAAGAGUGUAAAAGCAAUUUGGCGAGGAACUGCAACCGGUGGGCGGCACGAUGCACUGAAUUGGCCCAAUUUCCACCGCCACAGGUUCGUGGCCUUGACGAAUGGCACCAAAUAUUCGCUGGCCGACGAAACCACCGACCGCAUCUUUACCCCUCUGCAACAACGAUCUUCACUCGCUGGGCUCCCCAGUGAGAUCCAGAAGAAUUUAAGCAAAUGGCUCACUAAAUACAACGACGUCUGCUUCACAGACCUGUUCUGUGAUAUUCACACCGAGGAAGGCCAAUGUUGGUACCUGUCAGACGAAUUUGAGGUUGGUGCAACCAUGCGCCUCUCUGAUCAGUAUGCUUCCAAAUACCUACCCGAUGUCGAUGGCAACUCCUUUUCUGGACGGUACCGCUCGUUUCUCAUGAGUAACUCUGUUCCUAUCAAAUCCACCCUGUAUCGCGAGUGGCACGACGCUCGGCUCGUUGCAUGGAAGCACUUUGUUCCCAUGAACAAUCGCUUCACGGAUUAUUAUGCCAUAUUGGCCUACUUUAUUGGUUGCGACGAGGACACGUGCGGUGCGGCUGGCAAGUUUGAGGGGCAUGACAGCCAAGCAGAACAAAUUGCGAAAGCUGGCAGUGAGUGGGCCGCAAAGGUUCUCAGAAAAGUUGAUAUGCAAAUCUACGUCGCCAGGCUUCUGUUAGAAUACGGUCGCCUAACAGACAACAGAAGAAACACCCUCGGUUGGGUUGCCGACCUCAAGUCUGCCGGUCCUUGA